AUGGCCUGAUCAUCGAUCGCUGCCGAUGGCAGCAGACGUACGACGCGCUACGAUAUCGACAUGACCAAGUGCAUCUACUGUGGCUUUUGUCAGGAGGCCUGCCCUGUGGAUGCCAUUGUCGAGGGACCCAAUUUCGAAUUCUCCACAGAGACGCACGAGGAGUUGCUGUACAACAAGGAAAAGCUGCUCUGCAACGGCGACAAAUGGGAGUCUGAGAUUGCGUCCAAUCUGCAAGCGGAUCAUCUCUAUCGUUAAUGUCGGUUGUACA
This is a messenger RNA of Drosophila miranda, 268 nucleotides long. Its product is annotated as NADH dehydrogenase [ubiquinone] iron-sulfur protein 8, mitochondrial-like. The coding region runs from base 61 to 255 and encodes 64 amino acids. The transcript has 2 exons. Gene Ontology annotation, cellular component: membrane. Gene Ontology annotation, molecular function: 4 iron, 4 sulfur cluster binding; NADH dehydrogenase activity. The record is from RefSeq and is a predicted model, not a curated record. Lineage: Eukaryota; Metazoa; Arthropoda; Insecta; Diptera; Drosophilidae. Gene Ontology annotation, biological process: mitochondrial electron transport, NADH to ubiquinone; mitochondrial respiratory chain complex I assembly.